CCGUCAGUCAGUCAGUCAGACGCCAACCAGCACCAGAACCGGCCGUGCUGCCUUGGGUAGGUAACCUCCACAACGAAACCACAUUCCACCUACCUGCCUGACCCUUUCGCCGCGUGCGUCGUAUUCGAUAGCUCUCUACGUCUACCCACUCCAUUCGAAUUCCAACCUCCCAAUCGAAGCAAUCCCAAGAUCAUUGCGCAUCAACAACUCAAGGAUGGAUCCCCUCGAGGAGUCGCCAUGGGGCGAUUCGCAACCCACAUCCGAGCCCUCGUCGCAGCCGCCCUCCCAGAAUGAGCAGUCGACGUCGCAGACCUCGGCCAAGUCAGAGUCAGACGCACCCAGCACGGCCACAUCCGCUUCCCGCCCGUCACGAUCGGGUCCCGUCCGCCGACUCGUCUCCGCCCAACCCACGCGCCUCGAGGCCGUCGACGACCCCCUCGGUCCCCUGGGCCCUCUCGGCGCUCCCGCCGCCGCCGCGGACAGCGCCGCCGACGCCAGCCACGAUGCUCCUCCAAUCCCGCCGCAGAAGGAGCAGAUGGUGAUCCGCACCACGAUGUCGUCCCAGCAGGAUCGUCGUUCCGGCCCGGCCGACCCCCACCACAUCGACGACGACGAGUACGACCGACCCUCGGGCCCAAGACAGCCGCCGCCCGUCCAGGCUGCCCACCCAAGUCCCGUGCGGACCCAGACCCAGCCGAGCGUGAGCGUUGAGCAGGCCAGCAAACCUAGCUUCCAGAUCAGCGUGGGAGACCCGCACAAGGUCGGCGACUUGACCAGUUCGCACAUUGUCUACUCUGUGCGGACCAAGACGUCUUCCAAGGCCUACAAGCAGUCCGAGUUCGAGGUAAAGCGCAGAUACCGCGACUUCCUCUGGCUGUACAAUACGCUGCACGGGAACAAUCCCGGCGUCGUUGUCCCGCCUCCGCCGGAGAAGCAGGCCGUCGGCCGCUUCGAGAGUAAUUUUGUCGAAGGGCGCCGGGCUGCCCUGGAGAAGAUGCUGAACAAGACGGCCGCCCAUCCCACCCUGCAGCACGACGCCGACCUGAAGCUCUUCCUCGAGAGUGAGUCGUUCAACGUCGACGUCAAGCACAAGGAGCGGAGGGACCCAAUUCCAGGCGAGAGCAAGGGUGUGCUCGGCAGUCUGGGUAUCAAUGUUGGCAGCAGCAACAAGUUUGUCGAGCAGGACGAUUGGUUCCACGACCGUAAGGUCUACCUCGAUGCGCUCGAGAAUCAGCUCAAAGCCCUGCUAAAGGCGAUGGAGACCAUGGUUGGCCAGCGUAAGAUGAUGGCCGAGGCCGCGGGUGAUUUCUCGGCAUCCCUUCAUGCGCUGUCAACGGUCGAGCUCUCACCUUCGCUGUCAGGGCCUCUCGACGCGCUGUCCGAGCUACAACUCACCAUCCGCGAUGUCUAUGACCGCCAAGCCCAGCAAGAUGUCCUGACAUUUGGCAUCAUCAUCGAGGAGUAUAUUCGUCUCAUCGGGUCCGUCAAGCAGGCCUUCAGUCAAAGGCAAAAGGCCUUCCACUCUUGGCACUCUGCCGAGUCGGAGCUUCAGAAGAAGAAGAGCUCCCAGGACAAGCUCCUGAGGCAAGGCAAGAGCCAACAGGACAGGUUGAACCAGGUCAGUGCCGAGGUCGGUGACGCAGAGAGGAAGGUCCACCAGGCCAGGCUCCUUUUCGAGGACAUGGGUCGUCUGAUGAGGGCUGAGUUGGACCGCUUCGAGCGGGAGAAGGUGGAGGACUUCAAGAGUGGAGUUGAGACUUUCCUGGAGAGCGCGGUCGAGGCACAAAAAGAGUUGAUCGAGAAGUGGGAGACCUUCUUGAUGCAGCUCGACGCUGAGGACGACGAGACCGUCUUUUACCGGCCGCCCGUCAUUCAAUCCUCGGGCAAGCCGCCCGGCGACACGGCCAUUGACCGUGCUCGCGCCACCAUCAACGACGACUCUGACUAGAAGCCCGAGAUGCGGCGCCCGAUGCUUCAUUACAUCAUACCCACGCGUCACAGCAGCGGCUUUAUCUUCGACCCGUCAGCCGAAAGCUGGGACCAUUGAAUGGAGUUGGAACAAGCGCAUGUCGGCGCCUUUUUCUUGGUUGUUGGUUGUUGUUGUUGUUAUUGUUGUACAUAUAUGACAGUAGAAGCAACCCCUGGGGGUAUGAGGGCUCUCCCGUAAUUCGCCUCCCUUCCGACUACGUUUCUCUCUUAUCUCUAUCUAGUCCGGAAGCUGGCGUUCUGAAAAAAUCAAAACCUCAACAGUUUUAGCUUCUUUUCUUUUCCUUAUACACACUCACACACACACACACCAUUUCGUCUGUUGCCAUCGUACAAGGGGUCUCCCUCUUCCUCUCCGCUGCUAUAGUGAUGUGUCGUUUUCGGCAUGCUUCCC
Messenger RNA from Colletotrichum destructivum, 2380 nucleotides. RefSeq names its product Putative sorting nexin/Vps5-like, AH/BAR domain superfamily, PX domain superfamily. The record is from RefSeq and is a predicted model, not a curated record. Gene Ontology annotation, molecular function: phosphatidylinositol binding. Bases 215 to 1948 code for a protein of 577 amino acids. Gene Ontology annotation, biological process: protein retention in Golgi apparatus; retrograde transport, endosome to Golgi. Gene Ontology annotation, cellular component: endosome. NCBI's taxonomy places the organism in Eukaryota, Fungi, Ascomycota, Sordariomycetes, Glomerellales, Glomerellaceae. The transcript has 4 exons.